Molecule: messenger RNA, 636 nt
Organism: Pelobates fuscus (common spadefoot toad)
Lineage: Eukaryota; Metazoa; Chordata; Amphibia; Anura; Pelobatidae
Product: nucleoside diphosphate kinase A
Exons: 5
Coding region: 16-570 (184 amino acids)
Biological process (GO): CTP biosynthetic process; GTP biosynthetic process; regulation of apoptotic process
Molecular function (GO): nucleoside diphosphate kinase activity
Source: RefSeq, a predicted model, not a curated record
UGUCGCCCAAUAAGAAUGUGGGCCUGGAGUGACGUCACUGCUGGUAUAAAAUCCCGCUGCACAGCCUUCCUUUCUUCUUCUAUUCCUGCCAGCCGGAGAGAGAGUGAAAUGGCUGCCAACCAGGAGCGCACGUUUAUUGCUGUCAAGCCUGAUGGGGUCCAGCGGGGACUGGUCGGUGAUAUCAUCAAACGGUUUGAACAGAAAGGAUUCCGCCUGGUAGCCAUGAAAUUCAUGCAGGCCCCUAAAGACCUCCUGAAACAGCACUACAUUGACCUUAAAGAUCGCCCCUUCUACAAUGGAUUGGUUGAAUACAUGAGCUCCGGGCCAGUGGUUCCUAUGGUCUGGGAGGGUCUGAAUGUGGUGAAGACAGGCCGUGUGAUGCUGGGAGAGACCAACCCUGCAGACUCCAAGCCCGGCACCAUCCGUGGAGAUUACUGCAUACAGGUUGGCAGGAACAUCAUUCACGGCAGCGACUCUGUGGAAAGUGCCAAGAAGGAGAUUGCCUUGUGGUUCACUCCAGAAGAGCUGUGCGACUACAAAAGCUGUGCCAACGACUGGGUGUAUGAAUAACAAGCGUCUUUCCUUUACCUGUCAGUCAUUCCGUUACAUGAAUAAAGUAUUACUGCCCCCAAACAA